This is a messenger RNA of Ziziphus jujuba (common jujube), 3127 nucleotides long. Its product is annotated as multiple C2 domain and transmembrane region protein 5. Bases 685 to 2994 code for a protein of 769 amino acids. Lineage: Eukaryota; Viridiplantae; Streptophyta; Magnoliopsida; Rosales; Rhamnaceae. The record is from RefSeq and is a predicted model, not a curated record. The transcript has 2 exons.
UGGAAAGUCGGUAUUUCUUGUGUAAGUUUAAAAAAAAUGUUUCUUUUGAAGUUUUCUUGCGGUUGGUUUAAGUAGUUGUUGACAACUUGGUUUCGUUCACCAUACGUAGUAGUAGCAGCAGCAGUAGUAUUAGUUGCAGUUGCUGAUGUUGAAGUUAAUAAUCAAGUUUACUUGAAGCUUUAGCUUGCUUCUUGUUUUGGGCUUCAUUGUUCAUUUCCUACCAGAUGCUAGAUCCGAGUUGUGAAAUACAAGCUAUUCACCCAUUUUCUUAGAAGUAUAUGUUAUACGAACUGCAUUACUUCAUGUUUUCUACUUCGUUUCCUUUGUAUAUUUUUCUAUUUGGUUGCUGAGAAAAUGCAUGGAAAACAGGAAAGAAAGGGGCUUGCUUAACCGGGUUAUGAGUUCUUGUUUAGAUCAUUCAGAGAAGCCCUGCAUCACUCUGUUACUGUAAAUUAUAGAAUGGUUUUCGAUUCUUUAGUCUCUUUUCCUAUUAAUUAGAGCUUAUCUUCCAUAUAUUCUUCAUCAGAUAAGUUCCUCUGAGGCCUAGUACAAAAGGCCUAUGAAAAUUUCCCAAAAGCCAUAUAUUUCGCUUUAGAGUUUGUUGUUUGACCUAUACUUUUCUUUGUUUUCCAACCAUUUGCUAUCUCUUUCAUACACUGUAGUUCAUUUCAUUUAAACCAGAAAAUGCAGAAGACUCCCCAGGCUGUGGAUUUCGCUUUAAAGGAGACCUCACCGAAUAUCGGUGCAGGUUCUACUGUGACAGGUGAUAAGCUUUCAUGCACCUAUGAUCUUGUUGAGCAAAUGCAAUACCUUUAUGUCCGAGUGGUCAAAGCCAAGGAUUUACCUGGAAGAGAUGUCACCGGUAGUUGUGAUCCCUAUGUUGAAAUAAAACUUGGAAACUACAAGGGAGUUACUAAGCAUUUUGAGAAGAAGUCUAACCCUCAAUGGAAUCAGGUUUUUGCCUUCUCUAAAGAGCGGAUUCAAGCUUCAGUUUUGGAAGUGGUCGUGAAGGAUAAGGACUUUGUGGUGGAUGAUUUCAUUGGAAAGGUGAUAUUUGAACUCAAUGAAGUUCCGAAACGGGUACCGCCAGAUAGCCCCUUGGCACCGCAGUGGUAUAUGUUGAAGGACCGGAAGGGGGACAAGGCUAAAGGAGAGAUAAUGCUGGCUGUUUGGAUGGGAACUCAAGCGGAUGAGGCAUUUUCGGAUGCAUGGCAUUCUGAUGCUGCCUCAGUUGGCACUGAAGGUGUUAACAAGAUUCGAUCCAAGGUAUACCUUUCCCCAAAGCUAUGGUAUGUGAGGGUAAAUGUGAUUGAAGCCCAAGACUUGGUACCUAGUGAUAAGAGCAGGUAUCCAGAAGUUUUUGUGAAGGUUAUCCUCGGAAAUCAGGCAGUGAGGACUAGAACAUCACAAAGUAAAAGUGUUAAUCCGAUGUGGAAUGAGGAUUUGAUGUUUGUUGCUGCUGACCCAUUUGAGGAACCCUUGAUCCUCACUGUGGAAGAUAGAGUGGGACAGGGCAAAGAUGAAGUCUUGGGCAAGUGUAUGAUUCCUUUACAAAAUAUACAGAGGAGGCUGGACCAUAAGCCUGUGAACACUAGGUGGUUUAAUCUUGAGAAGUAUGUAAUCGUAGAUGGGGAGAAGAAGGAGACCAAAUUUGCAAGCAGGAUUCAUUUGAGGCUGUCUUUGGAUGGUGGGUAUCAUGUUUUGGAUGAAUCAACACACUAUAGUAGUGACCUUAGGCCAACGGCAAAGCAACUGUGGAGGCCAAGCAUUGGGAUUUUCGAGCUAGGAGUUAUAAGUGCCAUGGGACUUAUGCCGUUGAAGACCAAAGAUGGCCGGGGAACCACAGAUGCUUAUUGUGUUGCUAAAUACGGACAGAAAUGGGUACGCACAAGGACAAUUAUUGAUAGCUCCUCUCCAAGGUGGAAUGAGCAGUACACAUGGGAAGUUUUUGAUCCAUGCACUGUCAUUACAGUUGGGGUUUUUGACAAUGGCCAUAUACAUGGAGAUGGGAAGGAUUUAAGAAUUGGGAAGGUGAGGAUUCGUCUAUCGACACUUGAAGCUGACCGGGUUUACACACAUUCAUAUCCUCUCAUUGUCCUGCAGCCUUCAGGAGUGAAGAAAAUGGGUGAAGUUCAGCUAGCAGUUAGGUUCACUUGCUCAUCUUUGAUCAACAUGUUGCACAUGUAUUCACACCCAUUACUGCCCAAAAUGCACUACAUUCAUCCAUUGUCUGUAAUUCAGCUUGACAACUUGAGGCACCAAGCAAUGCAGAUUGUCUCCAUGAGGCUGAGCCGGGCAGAGCCACCGUUGAGGAAAGAAGUUGUGGAGUAUAUGCUAGAUGUGGAUUCACACAUGUGGAGUAUGAGGAGAAGCAAGGCUAACUUUUUCAGAAUAAUGGGAGUCCUAAGUGGCUUGAUUGCAGUUGGGAAAUGGUUUGAUCAGAUUUGCCAUUGGAAGAAUCCUCUUACAACCAUUUUAAUCCACAUCCUUUUCAUAAUACUGGUUCUUUACCCUGAGCUAAUACUUCCCACAAUUUUUCUCUACCUUUUCUUGAUUGGGAUUUGGAACUUCCGGUGGAGGCCAAGACACCCUUCUCACAUGGACACACGGCUAUCUCAUGCAGAUGCUGCCCAUCCCGAUGAGCUAGAUGAAGAGUUCGACACAUUCCCAACUUCCAAGUCAUCAGAUAUUGUGAGGAUGAGAUACGACCGGCUGAGAAGUAUAGCAGGAAGGGUUCAGACGGUGGUUGGGGAUUUGGCAACACAAGGGGAAAGGUUUCAGUCCCUGCUGAGUUGGAGAGACCCAAGAGCGACCACUCUGUUUGUAAUUCUAUGUUUAGUUGCUGCAGUUGUUCUCUAUGUGACACCAUUCCAAGUUGUUGGCCUUCUUAUAGGAAUUUAUGUUUUAAGGCAUCCCAGAUUCCGCCAGAGAGUUCCAUCAGUUCCUCUCAACUUCUUUAGGAGGUUGCCUGCUAGAUCAGACAGCAUGUUGUAAAAACAACUUUUCGCCUCCACCGCAUUUGAUCCAUGUCAUCCCUAUUGGAGAUAUUAUUGUUUCUUUUGAUUGGUGGUAAAUGAUCUUGAUUAUGUGUACUUUAAAUUCAAUGAAAUUGCAGCCUGCUUUUAAA